Cryptomeria japonica (Japanese cedar) is the source of this 1996-nucleotide messenger RNA. Its product is annotated as glutathione S-transferase TCHQD. The record is from RefSeq and is a predicted model, not a curated record. Gene Ontology annotation, molecular function: glutathione transferase activity. NCBI's taxonomy places the organism in Eukaryota, Viridiplantae, Streptophyta, Pinopsida, Cupressales, Cupressaceae. The transcript is spliced from 4 exons. Bases 945 to 1775 code for a protein of 276 amino acids.
UAGCAAUCGUCUUGACGCGCUUCCCAUUUUGAUACGCCAUAAAAAUUGUUUUUACCGCGGAAAGAAUUAUAGUGGAAAAAUGGCGGUCGCUGAAAAGGCUUUCGAAGUUCUAUAGUUUUGUCAUUCAACGGUUUUUGAAGUAAAUAUAGGCAUCAUUUACUGUCCCCAACGAAAGCUCUAUGGUUGCUUAAAGAUCGCCCUAAAACUCUCGCAGUUUAGAAGGAGACCACCCUUCAGUUGCAGCCGUAACCGAUCUUCGAACAGCACAGAGCUCAGAUUUUUCUCUGUUUUAAGCACACGAGUGGAUAUUCUACAUAAGGUGGAGAUGCAUCCGAGUGUGAGGGACAUGGUAUGUUGGAUAGGUGUUUCCACCUAGGAGAAAGUCAGAAAACGUCCUUGGCCUUUCUAGUUUUUGAGGAUUGCAAGGAGGUGCUAGGAAUAUUUCCUAGUUAUUUUUCUUCCUAAAGAAGAAGAGUUGGAGCAGCAAAAAAUUGAUGGGAAUGGUAGUUGAAGGGGUUAUGAUUGGUUAUGGGAUUGAAGGUAAGGAUUAACAGAAAUUGGGAUUUGGGUCGAGUGGAUGUAUAAUGGAGGAGUUAAGAAUCUGUAAAAUGAUAUGGUGGGUCUGGAGGGUCAUCAUUGAACUUGAAGAUAUGAAUAAGGUUGGUAGUGGCGAUAAUGAUGAUGAUGGGAAGGAGCAGAAUUGUUGAUUGUAUGUCUGGGGACUAUGCAACACAUCCAAGCUCCAGGUGCAUGGGCAUCACAAGCUUGCUUUUAAUCAACUGUGGAGACAGUUGUAGUCGUUUGAUAAAUGCAUAGAUUGGGUGGGAAACUAAACAAACAAUAUAAAGGAGAAAAUACUCCCCACUAUUGCUUCCUCAUCUUGAACGAGCAGAAAUUUUGAGCCUCAGAGAUAUAAUUUAAGAAAUAACCUGCAAACCUAUUUUAUGGUGUCUGGAGAUGUUGUGAAUUAUUCGAAAGAGAUGCAUUUAUAUCACCAUCCAUUCUCCUUAGACAGUCAGAAGGUGCGACUUGCUUUGGAGGAGAAAAGCAUAGAUUAUGUGUCUCACAAAAUGAAUCCGCUGAAGGGCAGAAACCUGGAUUUGGACUUUUUUCGCAUGAACCCAACUGGGAAAAUACCUGUUUUUAAGAAUGGCGACAUCAUCAUUUUUGAUACACUUACUAUCGUUGAGUACAUUGAUGGCAUCAAUGAACCCUUAGGGGGAAAUGAUGUAGACCAUAGAAGAAUGCUGGCGUGGAUGCAGAAAAUAGAUGAAUGGAAUCCAAAGCUUUUCACCCUCAGCAACAUUCCUCAGAAGUAUAUUUUAUUCUUUUCAAGAUUCAAGAGACAAGUUGCAAUAGCAAGAAUGUCUCAAAGUCCUGAUCUUGCAGACAAAUAUCAUCUGAAACUUCGAGGUGCUUAUGCAACAGAGGAGCAACUGAAGGACGAGGAUGCUGUUAAUGAAAGCACAGAGAAACUGGCAAUUCUUCUUGAUGAUGCUGAAACCCAACUGGCAGAAUCAAAAUUUCUAGCAGGUGAAAAGUUUUCAAUGGCAGAUGCGAUGUUUGUGCCAAUUUUAGCACGUAUUGAGUUGUUGAAUAAGGAAAAUGAAUAUAUUGGCAUAAGAACACAUCUUUUAGAUUACUGGAAUCGUGUAAAGGAGCGUCCAAGCUAUGGUGCUGUUAUAGGCAAGUAUUUCUCGGGAUGGAGAAAAUAUAAAAGUUUGUUGAGCACCUACACUAGUGUUUGGAUUAGAAAUGUAUUCAAAAGGUACUGAUUGUCAUCUAAUAGCUUUUAGAUUUUCACUGAAUGAUUGCCAUUGGAAAAUGAGAUGUGGUGUUAUAGUUUUUGAUGUAUAUAACCUUGAACAUUAGUUUGUAAAGUGUUUUUAAACAUUAUCCACACUUCCAGGAAGCCAAUUAUUUGGAUUUUCCUCUCUGGCCAUGUAAAAUGCAACUUCUUAGAGGAUAUGUAAAAAUAAGAUUUCUAUUGUCUUUA